AUGACUGCGCUGAUGGCAGCUUUCAUGGCAACGGUCUCAUCAGUAACCCCGUACACACCUGCGCGAGCGGUCGUUCUAUUCGCGUUUUCCGCCGCUUUCGUGGAUGCGACAUGCCUGGUCGGGAUUCUGGAAUUACAAUUUGGAGCCGCAGACGGUGACAUCGGUAUAGCAACAGGCUUGAUGGGCACUUCCCGAGCCACGGGUGGUGCAAUAGCCAUUGCCAUAUUUGGCUCGAUCAUUCGAAACAGAACGGCCGCCAAGCUGGCUCCGGAUUUGGCGGCGGCCGUAAUUGCUGCAGGACUACCCAAAUCUCAAGUUGAGGCAUUCAUCGAAUCGAUCGAGGGCGUCACUCCAGUCAUUCUCGCCGCCGCAACAACAGCGGCGAAAUAUGUCUUCGCCGAUGCAUACAAGCUCCUCUAUCUAGUCACACUGUCAUUUGGAGUGCCGGCAAUUGUUGCUGCUGCGCUUUCCCGAAGCUGUGAUGAUAAAUUGACCAGUCAAGUCCCAGUUAGACUCGACGCUCCUCACCUUCUCGGUGAAGGCAAAGGCGAAGCUCUGGUACUGCACAAACUAGAAGAGAAGCCAGAAGCCUGGGGAAGUUAUACCCAAACAAGCGUCGUUCCACGUGAGAGGAGAGCUCUGAAACCCACACUCAGCCGGAAUUGGUGGUAG
This is a messenger RNA of Cladophialophora bantiana CBS 173.52, 672 nucleotides long. RefSeq lists its product as uncharacterized. Gene Ontology annotation, molecular function: transmembrane transporter activity. Bases 1 to 672 code for a protein of 223 amino acids. NCBI's taxonomy places the organism in Eukaryota, Fungi, Ascomycota, Eurotiomycetes, Chaetothyriales, Herpotrichiellaceae. Gene Ontology annotation, biological process: transmembrane transport. The record is from RefSeq and is a predicted model, not a curated record. The transcript is spliced from 5 exons.